This is a messenger RNA of Meleagris gallopavo (turkey), 2232 nucleotides long. Lineage: Eukaryota; Metazoa; Chordata; Aves; Galliformes; Phasianidae. The record is from RefSeq and is a predicted model, not a curated record.
AUGGUCUAUUGGUGGCCUGUGACUAUAAUCGGUGUGGAGAGCAGUCCUGUUUUUACAGUGGAAAAGAGCAAUUGCAUGAGUUGGGGAAAAGGACUGGCUGCUUCUGACUUUGCCUGCUUGCAGCCUAUUUCUGGCCUUGCUGAAGGGGACAGUCAAAGGGGAAAAAGAAAAACUAGUGAGCAGGCAGUUGUGUUGGAUUCUAACACCUUAUCCGAGAGACAAAAGAGAAUGGUGUGCUUUGGUGACCAGUCUUUCGAAGAGGACUUGGAAUGGUCUGAGCCUCAGAUAAAAGACUCUGGGGUAGAUACGUGUAGUAGCACAACUCUAAACGAGGAGCAUAGCCAUAGCGAGAAGCAUCCAGUAACUUGGCAACCGUCCAAAGAUGGAGACCGUCUCAUUGGUCGGAUUUUAUUAAAUAAGCGGCUAAAAGAUGGAAGUGUGCCGAGAGACUCAGGAGCAAUGCUUGGAUUGAAGGUAGUAGGAGGAAAGAUGACUGAAUCAGGUCGACUCUGUGCAUUUAUCACCAAAGUUAAAAAAGGAAGCUUAGCUGAUACCGUGGGCCAUCUUAGACCAGGUGAUGAAGUGCUAGAAUGGAAUGGAAGGUUACUACAAGGAGCUACCUUUGAGGAGGUAUAUAACAUCAUUUUAGAGUCCAAACCUGAGCCACAAGUGGAGCUUGUUGUUUCAAGACCAAUUGGGGAUAUUCCCAGAAUACCUGACAGCACACAUGCACAGCUGGAGUCCAGUUCUAGUUCCUUUGAAUCUCAGAAAAUGGACCGACCUUCUAUUUCAGUGACCUCUCCUAUGAGUCCUGGCAUGUUAAGGGACGUUCCACAGUUCUUGUCUGGACAACUUUCAAGCCAAAGCCUUAGUAGAAGAACAACGCCUUUUGUUCCUAGGGUUCAGAUAAAACUGUGGUAUGACAAGGUUGGUCAUCAGUUAAUAGUGACAAUACUGGGAGCAAAGGAUCUUCCUUCAAGGGAAGAUGGGAGGCCAAGGAAUCCUUAUGUUAAAAUUUACUUUCUUCCAGACAGAAGUGAUAAAAAUAAAAGAAGAACAAAAACAGUAAAGAAAACAUUGGAACCCAAGUGGAACCAGACAUUCAUUUAUUCUCCAGUUCAUCGGAGAGAGUUUAGAGAACGAAUGUUAGAAAUUACCCUUUGGGACCAAGCACGAGUUCGGGAGGAAGAAAGUGAAUUUUUAGGAGAGAUUCUUAUUGAGUUAGAGACAGCACUACUAGAUGAUGAACCUCACUGGUACAAACUUCAAACACAUGAUGUCUCUUCAUUGCCACUUCCCCAUCCCUCACCAUAUUUGCCACGAAGACAACUCCAUGGCGAGAGUCCCACGCGGAGGUUACAAAAUAAAGGCUUAUAUUCAUAUAAUUCAGGGUCUAAAAGAAUCAGUGACAGUGAAGUCUCUGAUUAUGACUGUGAUGAUGGAAUUGGUGUGGUUUCAGAUUAUCGACAUAAUGGAAGAGAUCUCCAAAGUUCAACGCUAUCAGUGCCAGAACAAGUUAUGUCAUCUAAUCAUUGCUCUCGAUCAGGAUCCCCUCACCGUGGAGAUAGUAUAGGACGGACAAGAUCGUGGUCUCCCAGUGUCCCUCCCCCACAAAGUCGGAAUGUGGAUCAGGGACCAAGAGGGACACGAUCUACCGCUGCACAUUACAAUACCCUGAACCGAAUGGAAAGACAUCGUGCAAUAGAUGACCACUACUCCCCGGACAGAGAGAGGAGGAGUAGGCAUGAGAGAAGAGUGCCUAAUACAUAUUACGAUGACACAACCUAUACUCCUGAAAGGUGGUACAAUGGUGCAAGUUCAUGGGCAGAUCAUAUAGUCAAUGGUUCAGCUGAAAAUUAUGGGAAUUGUGAAGCAGCAGAUAGACAGCCAUAUCAAAGAUCCAGAUCAACAGAGCAACGUCCUAUGCUAGAGCAGACCAACUCCCGCUCCCGAUCCACAGAGCGUCCUGACUCAAACCUCAUCAGGUCGAUGCCUUCAUUAAUGACUGGAAGAUCUGCCCCUCCUUCACCUGCCUUACCGAGGUCACAUCCUCGAACUGGGUCUGUUCAGACAAGUCCAUCAAGUACUCCAGUAGUAGGAAGAAGGGGCAGGCAGUUACCACAGCUCCCACCAAAAGGGACGUUGGAGAGAAACAAUGGAGACAAGGAGAUAGAACCUUAUGAAGGUCUGUACGUAAAGGAGGGUUCGUUUUUCACCCGAAAGCCUUUUUGA